AUGCAGUCCAUCAUCUCCGCCUUUCCUCUCUUCACCCCUAGCAAGCGGGCCAGCGCCUCACCACGGGUCUCCCUCGGCACGUCUUCCAGCAUUGCAGGCCCAGUCUCGCCGCGGCUGAAACUGAAAAAGAAUUCACCUGGAUCGACAAGACGACAGUCGCUUGCCAGGAGGCUCAGGAACGAGGAAACGUCUCUGCAGAAGGAGGACGAUGACAGUGGUGAAGCUUACCAGCCGAACGACACAGUGGGAGACUCUCUGCAGCUGGAACAACAGGAGUUGGUGUCGGCGUCAACGCCUCGCGCAGCACCGAGAGCGUCGAAUGUGGUAGAGGCCUACUCAACAAGGUCAGCGAUGCGAGCUGCACGCAUCUCGGAAAUUUUACGCCGGGCUGACAUAGGAGCGGAGGAAACCGAGGAACCGCAAAUGGAACAAGAGGUGGAGGCAGCCGAUGAUGAGGUGAAUGCGGUGCAAGAGCAGGGAGAGGGGAAAGAAGAAGAAGAAGAAGACGAAGGGGAUGAUGGAGACGAAGAACAAUACGGCUUUGAAGGCUUCGCCGGAUAUCGCUGGGUCGGCGACUCUAUCGAGAUCCAGGUGCAGUGGGACGGCGGCGAGACCACCUGGGAGCCCGAAGCCAAUCUGCACCACGAUUGCCCCAAGGCCCUCUUUGAGUACUGGCGCUCACAUCAGGGCCGGCCCAAGAAUCCGAGAGACCCGGAGAUGUACGAAGUGUAUUCCAUCCUCAAGCACAAUAGGAACCGGAGCAGAUUGCUGGUCGAAUGGGUCGGAUUCGAACGUUCAGAGGCGACGUGGGUGUCGCGCAAGGUAAUCGAGGAGACGGCAAAGGAUGUUGUUGAUGCCUACUUUGGUAGCGUCACGACGAAAAGGAGGAAGAAACGUAGCCAUGCAACAGAGGCUUGUCGAUGGUGCCACUAUCUAGGUUUCUCAACGUGCUGCAGCCUCCAGUCGAAUACAAGAUGCCUGGAACUCUGCGGAGAUGGCUUUCGGUACGACACAGGUAGUUGUGUCAGCAAAAUGAUGAAGCAAGCGUCAGAUUCAGGCCGCGUCUACAUCCAUGCUGUUAUCCCGUACUACCCAAUAUGCCCACUUACGUAUGUUGUUGUGCUCUUUGCUCUGGCCAGACACACCCAUUUCCACAUCGACGGCGGGGGCGCCGGGUCGUCGCGCGAGUCGGACGCGUCGGGCGGCAGCCCGGAAGAUCUCUGA
Messenger RNA from Trichoderma reesei QM6a, 1224 nucleotides. RefSeq lists its product as uncharacterized. Bases 1 to 1224 code for a protein of 407 amino acids. The transcript has 3 exons. Lineage: Eukaryota; Fungi; Ascomycota; Sordariomycetes; Hypocreales; Hypocreaceae. The record is from RefSeq and is a predicted model, not a curated record.